This is a messenger RNA of Drosophila sulfurigaster albostrigata, 403 nucleotides long. RefSeq lists its product as uncharacterized. The record is from RefSeq and is a predicted model, not a curated record. Gene Ontology annotation, cellular component: EKC/KEOPS complex. The transcript is spliced from 2 exons. Bases 116 to 403 code for a protein of 95 amino acids. NCBI's taxonomy places the organism in Eukaryota, Metazoa, Arthropoda, Insecta, Diptera, Drosophilidae.
GCUAACAAAAACAGCUGCUUGCACUAUGAAUGCUUGAUGUAUUGCCAUUCACAUUUUGCACAGACAAGCAUGCACGGCUGCUGUCAAAUUAGUUGUAAAUAAAUUAAAACAUAAAAUGCCAGAACAGGCAGUCAAUGAAUCCACAUUAAGACUCCCAUUUGAUACGCCGCAGCACGCUGAAAUUGCCUAUCGCGUGCUCAGUGUGGAUCAAGAGCCUCGACGUAAUUUUGUGCGCAAAACACUCAGCUUGGAGGAAAAUGUGCUUGUUGUCCAGUUCAGUGCUGAUCAAGUGAAGAAUCUACGUACUGCCAUCAGCUCGUUCUUUGAGUGUCUACUGCUUUGCCAAGACACUAUUCGACUCUUUGGAGAUGACGGAACACAGCCCAGCGCCAACUCCGCAUAG